Rhinocladiella mackenziei CBS 650.93 is the source of this 2730-nucleotide messenger RNA. RefSeq lists its product as uncharacterized. Gene Ontology annotation, biological process: tRNA methylation. Lineage: Eukaryota; Fungi; Ascomycota; Eurotiomycetes; Chaetothyriales; Herpotrichiellaceae. Bases 1 to 2730 code for a protein of 909 amino acids. The record is from RefSeq and is a predicted model, not a curated record. Gene Ontology annotation, molecular function: tRNA binding; tRNA (cytidine-N5)-methyltransferase activity. Gene Ontology annotation, cellular component: cytoplasm; nucleus. The transcript is spliced from 3 exons.
AUGGCCACCGAGUCCAAUUCCUGCUCUAGAAAGAAAUUUCCCCACGCCUAUCAGGAUGGGUGCGUGGUGGUUCUUGUCACCGUCCUCACCGGGUAUAUGCGUCCAAUCUUCGUCUGCUUUCACCUGAAUUCCACAAGGAUGGGCAAACGCGGCGGCAAGAAAAGUGCCCGCGGUCGUGGUGGAGGUGCAGGACCUCGUCAUCGAGACUACCGCUCCAACAAAGCAGACAUCAGUCGACAUAAUGACAAGUAUGAGCAGUACUAUAACCAGCUAGGUAUCAUUCCGGAUGACGACCAAGAUGAGUUUUGGCAAGCAAUGAGGAGGGACCUGCCCAAUAGUUUUAGAUUUACGGGGUCCAAAGCGCAUGCUUUGGCUGUCCAGCAGAGACUGCGCGACUUCUACAUCCCUGAAAUCACGUCAAUCACCUACGAAGGCCGGUAUGUCGACGCCCCGCAGCCAGUACCGUGGUAUCCUGAUCAAUUGGCCUGGUUCAUGACCACUCCCAAGAAUGUCAUUCGUCGAUUCAAACCGUUCGCAUCCUUCCAGAAAUUCCUGGUGGCAGAAACAGACGUGGGGAAUAUCACUCGACAAGAGGUGGUCAGCAUGAUACCGCCGCUACUCAUGGAUCUGACGCCGGGCAUGACGGUGUUGGACUUGUGUGCGGCUCCGGGCAGUAAAUCCGCCCAGCUGAUCGAGAUGAUCCAUGCCGGUGAAGAGGAAAGAUCCAGACAAGUUGCGGCAAAUACGGCCCAUGGUCUGGACAGAACCGAAGGAGAGGAUUUUGAAGAUGAUGGGAGAUCCACCGGAUUACUCAUUGCGAAUGAUGUCGACUACCGACGAGCACAUAUGUUGGUCCAUCAGGUGAAACGAUUGAGCUCGCCCAACAUUCUGGUCAUGAAUCAUGAUGCCACUGUCUUCCCCUCAGUCAAGAUUUCCUCUCCUCCGGCACCGGAAGGAAAACCGACUCAAAAUCGGUAUCUGAAAUUCGAUCGUAUCUUGGCAGACGUUCCCUGCUCUGGAGAUGGGACCACGAGAAAGAACAUGGAAAUUUGGGAAAAGUGGACACCGAGUAAUGCACUGGGCUUACACGCUACGCAAGUCCGGAUCUUGAUCAGAGCCCUCCAGAUGCUCAAAGUCGGGGGACGAGUGGUGUAUUCGACAUGCAGUAUGAACCCCGUGGAGGAUGAGGCGGUCCUUGCAGAAGCUAUCACCCGCUGUGGUGGCCCGAAACUGGUCCAAAUUCUGGAAACGAAAGACUAUCUACCCGGACUGAAAAGAUGUCCGGGCCUCAAGGAGUGGAAUGUGGUGGAUAAAUUUGGUCGCAUCUGGAAAGAUUAUGAUUCCGUCCUGAAGCAAAAGGAAGAUGCUGGCGAAGAAGGUCUCGGACGUUUGUCGGAAAGCAUGUUUCCCCCCAAAGAGGACCUGCCUCUGGACCGAGCAAUUCGCGUCUAUCCUCAUCAACAAGAUACUGGAGCAUUUUUCAUCGCAAUCCUGGAGAAAAAGUCGGAGAUCAAGGCCAAACCGGAGGAGAAGCCAGCAGCGGUGUCCGAAUCGACCACGGGAGAAGCGGCGGAUUCUAAUGGGACCCACCUCCAGCAUGGAACGACACCAAAUGGUUCGGUCGAAAAGGUCCACGGAGUUGUUUCUUCGGAAUUGGCGACUCCAACAAAGAGGAAGCGCUCCGAUGAUGACGAGGGAACCCAUGACGCAGCACCAAUCAAGCGAGUAAAGAGUGAUCAGCAGCUCAAUACUAGUUCAGAAACCCGACACGGACAACCUCCAGCAUCUGACGCCAUUGCACAGAACGGUCAAUCAGCACCGUCCAGGCAAGAACCACAAACAGCUCAACCCUCGAAAAAGAAGAACCGUGAUCAGCCUUUCGAGGAACCGUUCAAAUAUCUCGCCCCUUCGAUCCCCGAGCUUGCUCAAAUCAAAGAAUUUUACAACCUCUCUCCUCGUUUCCCACAAGAUCGGUACAUGGUGCGUAACGCGCAGGGAACUGCGACGAAGAACAUCUACUAUACCAAUGCACUCGCCAAAGAAAUUUUACAAGAAAAUGAAGGCAAAGGUCUCAAGUUUGUCCAUGCCGGUGUAAAAAUGUUUGUCAAGCAAGACACGCCGGCGCCCGAUGUGUGCCCCUGGCGAAUCCAGACAGAUGGACUCCGGUUGCUCGAAGCGUGGGUUGGGCCCGAGCGAAUCGUCACGCUACAGAAGAAGGAGACGUUGAGAAAAUUGCUGAUUGAAAUGUUCCCGCGCUUCCAUGGCGAAGAGUACAAGAAUUUGGGUGAAGUGGGCGAACAGAUUCUGAGGAUAGGAAUGGGCUGCUGUGUCCUUGUCGUCGAGCCCAGUGAUGCUGAAGACGGACUGAGCGAGAGAAUGGUCUUUCCGCUGUGGAAAUCCAUACAAAGCCUGAAUCUGAUGUUACCCAAGGAAGAGAGGAAGGCAAUGCUACUGCGGUUAUUCAACGAUGAUACGCCGCUUGUGAAUUUGAGUAAAGGAUGGACCCGUCCAGAAAAACAGGAUAGAGGAGAGAAAGACGCUUCUAGAGCCCCUCAGAUGGAGCCUGUGGACACCGAAACCGGGCUGGCCGACGAAAUUCGGCAGUUAAUAUCUCCGGUGAGGCGAAACAGCAGUUCCCCUGAGCCCGAGAAUAGGGCUGAGGUGGAAGCUGAGGACGGGGAAGACAAUAUGUCGGAAGACGAGGAAGAUGGUGGCGUGCGGAUCUCUUGA